AGGCUGGGAGAGGAGAGGAGGGUGCUGGAAGAAGAGCGAGAGAGAGAGACAGAGAAAGAUGAGACUUUCACGGGAUACGUCUCAAAUAUUCUCAACCAAUGAUCAUUUAAGUUAUGUCGUUCCCAUGUUUUUCCCAUGUUGUUAAGCGUGUUAUUAUCAUGUUAGCGUGUUUUUAGCAUUCUGUUAGCGUGUGUGUUCCCUGUGUGUCCAGGUCGAGACCUCUGCAGCACCACCCUCCCCGGCUACCCCCCACAUGUCCCCCCAACGGGCCAGGGCAGCUACUCUGCCUCCUCACUGACUGGUAUGGUACCUGGAGGAGAUUUCUCCGGGAGUCCCUAUUCCCACCCUCAGUAUUCCACAUAUAACGAGUCCUGGAGAUUUCCAAACCCCAGCCUGUUAGUGUUCCAACAGGACUAUGGGUCUCUCCUGGGGACGGAGAUCGGAUGUUCCUCUGGGCUCUUCACCGCCAGCCAGACGGGACAGAUGCAAGGGUCGCCGUACUACUACAGCGCGGCAUCGCGAGGGGCGGGACCGGCUGCCACGGCAACUGCCUCCGCCUACGACCGCCACUGACCCCGCCCAUCAACGAUGAAGAGGAGAAUGAGGAAGAGGAGGAAGAAAGGAGAGAUAGCACCAGCACUGUCCAAUACUAGCCUGCCUACUGACGGAGGAGAAACAGGAAGGAGGGAAGGAGGAAGGAGAGGAGGAGGAAGUGGAUGAAGAGGAGGAGGAGGAGGAGGAAGAUGAGGAGAAACAGGAAGGAGAGGAGGGGAGAGGAGGAGGAGGAAGUGGAUGAAGAGGAAGAUGAGGAGGAGGAGGAGGAGGAAGAUGAGGAGAAACAGGAAGGAGAGGAGGGGAGAGGAGGAGGAGGAAGUGGAUGAAGAGGAAGAUGAGGACGAGGAGGAGGAUCUGCUUUUCAUCAGUAAACUCCCGACUGCACGCUUUUGAUUGACACUCGAGCCGACCAAUCCCUGCUGAGCUGAGACACUGACCUAUUGCUAUUGCACCUGUUACGAUAACGUGGAUGGAUGUACCCACAGAGACUGAUCCCAGGUCAGAUUAGACAUUUUACCACCUAAUGGGUAGGGUUAGGAUCUGGGGAGGGCAAGCUGAUCCCAGGUCAGAUUGUUGGUAUAUACACCUGGACUAUUCGACUGUCGUCCCAGAGCUCUCCUGGUUGUCAUCCUGUCCCUCUGACCAGGGACUGAUUCAGAGCUGGGACACCAGGUAACUAGACUGUCUUGGCCAAUCACUGACAUUAAUCAAUUAACUACUAUCUAGGGUGACGAGACACCCAGCAGAGUUAAAGACCCGGGGACAUGGAGCUGGACAGUCUCCACAUUACAGCCUGAUACAGAGGGUCCCAAUAGUAUCCCCUUUCUCCUGAAGUGUACACUCGUUCACUACUUCCCAUUGGUUUGGUUAGAGGCUUUUUGUUGUUUUGUUAUACCAGUAAUUUCCUUUGAACUCAGUGAAGGGAAGUGAAGAAAGUGCCCACUUUCUGGAGGAAGGACGGACAGACAGACAGACAGAAUAGGGACCUCUAGAGUUUCUGGUGAAUAAGAUAUAGAUUAAUAUAUUUAAUUCCCUUUUCACUCAAAAGUGACUGUAUAAUUACGGCUCCGUCUUUCCGUUUUUAGAGGUGAUUUCCAUUAUUUUCCCACAUCCUGAAUAUGCUAAUGAGUAACCAGGAAGUAGCAAGGGUGGCCACGCCCCUCCUCUCUUUCUCUCUCUCUCUCUAAAAUCCCCAAAGAUAGUGGUGCCCCCUGCUCCCCAGUGGUGUGGCUAACUAACGACAAGAAGCACAAAGUGAUCCAAGUCACCUUCAUAGACGCCAUUUUGACUUCUUCUUCUUCUCUUUCUCCUUCUUCUUCUUCUCCUUCUUCUCCUUCUUCUUCUUCUUCUCCUUCUCCUUCUUCUUCUCUUUCUCCUUCUUCUUCUCUUUCUCCUUCUUCUUCUCUUUCUCCUUCUUCUUCUUCUCUUUCUUCUUCUCCUUCUCUUUCUCCUUCUUCUUCUUCUUCUCCUUCUUCGUCUUCUUAGUGCUUGUCUUCCAUUAGACAUUCGUUCUUCAGUGGGGAGAAUAAACUGAAGCCUAUUGUUUUAUUUCCUCCUCCUCCUCCUCCUCCUCCUCCUCAUCCUCCUCCUCCUCCCUCCUCUAUGUGUUCUGCGCUGUGACAAUGCAUGAAUUAGGCCUUUUUACUGAUACACUGACCAGUAUGCAGGGAAACUGUCCCUAGUGAUUGAUCUAAGGUCAGUUAUAUAUCCCCCCUCCUCUAAUGGUAAAGGAUAGGACCCGGGGGAGGCUAAACUGAUCCUAGAUCUGUGGUUAAGGAGCAGGUUCUAGCCUUAGUGCCAUUUCUCCCGUACCGGCCGUCUGUAUGAGAUUUGUAUAUUAAUCACUUAAUAAAAAAUGACUAAAUAAGUCUAGAUAUCAAUAUCGAUUUUGAAAUAUUCAUGAUAUUUAAACAUUUAGAUUUUAGUGACAAACAAACAACAACAACAACAACAACAAAAAGAGAAUAAAAAGGUGUAGUUUUUAGUCUGUCUGAGAGGGACUUGUUGUUGUUUUGGAUACUCUCUGUGUGUGUGUGUGUGUGUGUGUGUGUGUGUGUGUGUGUGUGUGUGUGUGUGUGUGUGUGUGUGUGUGUGUGUGUGUGUGUGUGUGUGUGUGUGUGUGUGUGUGUGUGUGUGUGUGUGUAGGAACGUAGUGUGCGGAUGCUACAAUGUAGUUGUAGCUGCCUGGUUGGAAGGAACCAAAACUGAACAUAAAGAUAUAUAUGUUAUAGCUACGGAAAACUACUGAAUAAAAGUGUUGUUUUACUCUCUGUUGUAAAAUAGUUAGAAAAUAAUCCUUCACUUACACAUUUGUAGACUUUAAUAAAAGUUGUUUCGUAUGCAACUCUAAAGAAACCCCUUACUAUGGUUCGCCUCGUGUGCUCGAUAUGGGUCAACCCUGUGGAAUUAGCAUUACUAGAACGGACAUUCUAGAACCAAUAGACAUUCUGCAACCACUAGACAUUCUAGAACCACUAGACAUUCUGCAACCACUAGACAUUCUAGAACCACUAGACAUUCUGCAACCACUAGAAGGGACAUUCUAGAACCCAUAGACAUUCUGCAACCACUAGACAUUCUAGAACCACUAGACAUUCUACAACCACUAGACAUUCUGCAACCACUAGACAUUCUACAACCACUAGACAUUCUGCAACCACUAGACAUUCUGCAACCACUAGACAUUCUGCAACCACGAGACAUUCUACAACCACUAGACAUUCUGCAACCACUAGACAUUCUACAACCACUAGACAUUCUGCAACCACUAGACAUUCUAGAACCACUAGAAGGGACAUUCUACAACCACUAGAUGGGACAUUCUAGAACCACUAGAAGGGACAUUCUAGAACCACUAGAAGGGACAUUCUAGAACCACUAGAAGGGACAUUCUAGAACCACUAGAAGGGACAUUCUAGAACCACUAGAAGGGACAUUCUAAAACCACUAGAUGGGACAUUCUAGAACCACUAGAAGAGACAUUCUACAACCACUAGAAGGGACAUUCUAGAACCACUAGAUGGGACAUUCUAGAACCACUAGAUGGGACAUUCUACAACCACUAGAAGGGACAUUCUAGAACCACUAGAUGGGACAUUCUAGAACCACUAGAAGAGACAUUCUACAACCACUAGAAGGGACAUUCUAGAACCACUAGAUGGGACAUUCUAGAACCACUAGAAUGGUAUGGGAUGGCUACAGUCCAGUGUACAGAUUUCACACUCUGCUUCUCAAACGGCACCGUUUCUCUGCAACGGCAGCCGGCGCGCUACAUGGGGAACAGGGUGUCAUUCAGGACGCCUGUCUUUGUCCGUUCUACUAAACUCUAACUCUGUCGUGGAACCCAUCCUUAACAUUCUCUCUCUCUCUCUUGAUUCUGAGGCAUUAGAUCCUGAAACUCACCAGCUGCCAAAAUAAGGUGCCUUUAGGUUUAUACCUGAACACUCCCCUACUGAUCACACGUCACUAUAACACUCCCCUACUGACCACACGUCACUAUAGCACUCCCCUACUGACCACACGUCACUAUAACACUCCCCUACUGAUCACACGUCACUAUAACACUCCCCUACUGACCACACGUCACUAUAACACUCCCCUACUGACCACACGUCACUAUAGCACUCCCCUACUGACCACACGUCACUAUAACACUCCCCUACUGAUCACACAUCACUAUAACACUCCCCUACUGACUGACCACACGUCACUAUAACCCUCCCCUACUGACCACACGUCACUAUAACACUCCCCUACUGACCACACGACACCAUAGCACUCCCCUACUGACCACACGUCACUAUAACACUCCCCUACUGACCACACGUCACUAUAGCACUCCCCUACUGACCACAUGUCACUAUAACACUCCCCUACUGAUCACACGUCACUAUAACACUCCCCUACUGACCACACGUCACUAUAACACUCCCCUACUGACCACACGUCACUAUAACACUCCCCUACUGACUGACCACACGUCACUAUAACACUCCCCUACUGACCACA
Molecule: messenger RNA, 4563 nt
Organism: Oncorhynchus kisutch (coho salmon)
Lineage: Eukaryota; Metazoa; Chordata; Actinopteri; Salmoniformes; Salmonidae
Product: paired box protein Pax-5-like
Exons: 4
Coding region: 304-573 (89 amino acids)
Source: RefSeq, a predicted model, not a curated record